CUCUCAAUGUAGGACCUUCUUGCGGCAGACAGACAGGGGAAUGGGUCUCUCUGCUCAGUCUGAGAUUGCCUUUGUCCGUUGUUGACCCUCUUGUCGGGAGUUCGGUCCUGGCCAUGAUCACCGCGACGCAGCCUAGACCGACUGGCUCGACUGCCUCAGCUUGCUCUUAUUGCUGUUAUGCACCCUGCCUGUGAAGUUACUCCGAUGCUCGCUCACAUGCUGACUGCAGCGGUAAUCACCGGAAAAGAUGCGGCUCUCUCGGUUGUCACUGGCAUUUCUAUUGCUGGCUCAGCAUGCUUGACUCCGACGGGGAUGGCAAACCCCAGCCGCGCAUUGUCCAGGCUACAUGGCGAGCCACGUCCCGUUUGAUCCAAUUGCUGUCACUGCGGGUCCUUAUUCAUUCAGAAGACAAUGGGAUGUACCUCUCCACUCUGAAUAGAUCUACUCAGAUCCUAUUGUCUUCGACCUGUUCAUUGAGCGACUCUGGCUCAAUACCUUCUAGAAAAUUUCUUGAUUUUUUGCUUCGAAAGGUUUUGACCCAUCAGAGAUUUACACCUCUUUCUUCUCCCUUUACUCUCCCACUUCCUGCUUUCUCAAUCUCUGCAUCUUUCCACCUUGUCAUUUACUCUUUAUUCGCAUCUCAAGCAAUACUUCAUCAACCUGCUUCGAUUCCUGGUCUGCUGGACAGCAAGCAAUCACACUACAAUCACCAUCGUCAAGAUGCCGGGCUUCACAGGACCACAGCGUCUUCCUAUGUUUCAUCCAAUCCCUGCAAUGGUCUCUUCAUGCACAACAUCUUAUCCUCCAAACCACUUUCUCGGAGUUGCACAGGAGCUUCGUGAUCAUAUCUUGAAUCUUGUGGAUGUUGAGAUUGGCCACCGUCCUCGAGAGCCUCUCGGAGCGCAUCCAGUCACUGGCUACGAGGCGUUGCCGCUUGUCUGUAAACAACUCUUUUACGAAACUCAAACCAUCAGCGACUGGACACCAUCGACGCGAAUUGUACAUCACAAUCAACUGGGACACUUCUUGGAAUGGACUGCCUACAACACUCCAGCUCUUCCUCGACUUCGUAGCCUUACGAUAGAGUUGCCCCACAAUAGCCCACCGGACUUCUUGCAGCGCUUAGCGAGGCUCCUACGCUGUGACCUCACAGGCCUCGAAGAACUCAAAAUCUUUGGUGUUGGACCAGACGACCUCGGCACACAUACCAGCUCGGUGAAACACAACUGUGGAAAGCACAAUACCUCCUUAUCUGUGAGCGAUGACCCGAAACUCACGAUCGAAGGUCAAGGAUGGCAGCGCCGCAUCGUUGUCCUCAACAGUCUUCAGUGGCUUUCCAAGCUUAAAGUUCUCGUCCUCGAUAAUUUCAACAUCCCAGUUACGGCAGCACAAGUUCUCAAAAACAAACCACGUCUCCAACAUCUACGGGUGGGUGCGGAUCCACGAUCGAUUCUCCAUGGCGAAUACCGAACAAGCAUCGGAGUCCUCGCAUUCCCCCUGAAGGAGCCUGCCCCUGCUCUAAAGGAAUUGGACCUCACUGCCAACGGCACAAUCACCGCGUUCGGCAUCGUGGACAAAGUGGCCGACACACUGGAGAAGUUCACCUAUACCGUUCCAGACAGCUACUUCCAGACGACAGGCCUAAGAGGAGUGAACUUCCUACACGAGGCAAGCCUGAUCCUCCAGAAAUUGGCAUCCAAAGCCCUCCACCUCCGAGAGCUUAGAAUCUGCGUCCACGGCGGCAUCCAUGAGCUCGCUCACUUCGGCUCCUUCAUUGGCGCUUUCAAGUUGUACCUACCUCAAAUGGGCUGUCUCAAACUCCUCGAAAUGCACAUCCAUUCCGAGUCUGAAUGGAUCGGUCAGGAAUUCAUCGAUGCAGUCCCGGCUUCUGUCGAACGACUCUAUAUUUCGGAUCAACUCUUCAGAAAGGGCCACCACCCGUACACAAAGCUCCUUAACUGGCAUUGCUGUAACCUCAUUCAAGAACAACCAAACAAACCUCUCACUCUCCAUGGUGACUUGGGCCGUAUGGACUUCAUCCCGUUCAACAACGACUUGGGCUUCGUCGGGUACGAAUUCGGCAGCAAUCUAUCCCCUCCUCAACGAAACGAGCUCUACAAGUUCCUGAAGCUCAAUGGCAGACUCCUGGAUCGCGAGCGCAACAAACAUCUGGCCGAACACCAAGGCAAGCACAUUCCAGUCCCACAGGAUACCGCGUCAGGAUACAAGACGAGCGAUGCUAGAGCAAUCCUCCAUCACGAUGAUGAGGUGGAGCAAGGCGCUGACGAUAACAAUGACAUCAAUGUCGAUAUCGAUAUGAUUUGCGAGGAGUUGAAAGCUUGUGGUCUCGUUGACGACGCGUAUUUCGGCAUGGAAGAUGCUGCGCACGAGGUCUUCUACAAGGAGCGUGUUGCCAAGGUCUGUGAGCGAGCUUACCACUCGUACCCAGAAGUUGUUGGCGUCAAACAUGAGGGCACUCGAUCUGAGCACUGGCUGAGCAGCUAAGGCAGAUAUGGUGGCAUGAUCCUAUCGUUUCUUUGGGGGAUCUAGAGAGACGAUUGCAGGGGGAGAGAAGACCAUCAUUGAGA
Molecule: messenger RNA, 2588 nt
Organism: Exophiala xenobiotica
Lineage: Eukaryota; Fungi; Ascomycota; Eurotiomycetes; Chaetothyriales; Herpotrichiellaceae
Exons: 2
Coding region: 721-2505 (594 amino acids)
Source: RefSeq, a predicted model, not a curated record